AUGGAGGUUAUAAAGGGAGAAGAUAUAUAUAGUUGGUGUAGAAGCAAAGGUGUAGAUGCACAGAAAAGUGUAAGCAUUUUGGGAAAUUUUAUGGAGAUAAUAGAUGAAGAUAUUGUAAGUGAAGUAAAGAAAAUGUAUGGAAUAAAACAACCAUAUAUUGUAGAUAAAUGGAAAGGAGUUAAUGAUGAAAUCUGUGCCAUUCUAAUUAGUAAUGACAAUCAAUUAGAUGCUUCUGUAAUACCCGCUAAUAUUUUAAUUGAAAAGGCCCCUGGUAAGAAAUGGAAAGUAAUGUGGCCAGUAGAUAAGUAUGUAGAUGAGGGGCAGAAGACCAUAAAACAAGAUGAUAGUAAAAUUGAGAGUACAAGUGCAGGAUGUUAUCAACAUAAAAGUAGUACCUCCGAAGAAGAAUCAUUAGAUAAGAAUACAAUAGAUCCCCAAGUUGAAAAUGUAAUGGAUAAAGUGGUUAGUCAUUUUGAACGAUGGCAUUAUGAAGGGGGGUAUCGGAGACUGAGAAUCUUUUCGGGAGUAACUCCAGUUCCCACAGGAGAAGAGAACUAUGAUGUAUGGCGGGAGGCGGCAGUACAACAUUCGGAGGAGUGGAGAUGCCCAGAACAUAUAAAAAAACAACGGAUUGUGGAAAGUUUGAGGGGACCCGCUAUGGGAAUAAUUCAUGCUACAAGGAGAAGUAAUUCACAAGCUACUUUGAGAGAUUAUUUCGAGGCCUUAGACUAUUCCUUUGGAACACUAGAGGAUGUAGGGGACAUCUUAUCGAGACUGAAUCAGACUUAUCAAGAGCCUAACGAAACUCUUACCAAUUAUAUUUAUCGGUUAGACAAAAUUCUUUACAAGCUGCUGGAUAAAGGAGGGAUUGGUCCUCAAGAAAUUGAUGGAAGGCGGUUGAAACACAUAUUGAGAGGGGCUUUGACUACCAACCCCGUGGCUCAACGUCUGAGAUGUAUAUUACCCAGGGAUCCUGCUCCUACUUUAGGUGAAUUGAUAAAGGAAGUAAAACUAGAAGAGGUGCAGAUUGAAAACAGAGAGAAGACUUUAAAGCGAGUUAAAGUAAUUGUUCCUACACCUGAAGUUUCUUCAGUUAAUGAGCAGUUGUUAAAGCUAAUAGAGGAACAAAAUAAGAAAUUAGAUCAGUUGAUUUCUUUACAGAAUGUACCAUCUGUUACUUCAAGAGUGUCAUCAUCUGGACGGGGUAGAGGGUUCAGUAGGAGAUCUGGAGAUAAUUCCAAUAUCACUUGCUACAAAUGUGGACAAUUGGGACAUAGAUCUUUUGAAUGUAGUCAAGGAAGAAGUUUCCCUUCCCUAGUAUCUACCAUUGAUAGAAGUCAGUGUGAACAGCCGGGAAACGUAGAGGGGAUGUCGAUGAACCCCGCACCGGCUCCCAACCAAUAA
This is a messenger RNA of Pseudophryne corroboree (corroboree frog), 1404 nucleotides long. RefSeq names its product paraneoplastic antigen Ma2-like. The record is from RefSeq and is a predicted model, not a curated record. Gene Ontology annotation, molecular function: zinc ion binding; nucleic acid binding. Lineage: Eukaryota; Metazoa; Chordata; Amphibia; Anura; Myobatrachidae. The coding region runs from base 1 to 1404 and encodes 467 amino acids. The transcript has a single exon.